GGGCCCAGACACGACGCGACGCCCGCCGGAGCGGGACCAUGUCGGGCCCCGAGGAAGAGGAGCCGCAGCCCCUGCAGCAACGGGCCAAGGAGAUCCUGAGGGGAUUCAAGCUAAACUGGAUGAAUCUCCGGGAUGCCGAAACAGGGAAAAUUCUCUGGCAAGGAACAGAAGACCUUUCCGUCCCCGGAGUAGAGCAUGAAGCUCGUGUUCCGAAGAAAAUUUUGAAAUGCAAGGCUGUCUCUCGGGAGCUAAACUUUUCCUCCACGGAACAGAUGGAGAAAUUCCGUCUGGAACAGAAAGUGUACUUCAAAGGACAGUGUCUAGAAGAAUGGUUCUUUGAGUUUGGCUUCGUGAUCCCCAACUCCACAAAUACCUGGCAAUCCUUGAUAGAAGCCGCACCAGAGUCACAGAUGAUGCCUGCAAACGUUCUGACCGGCAACGUCAUCAUAGAGACCAAGUUUUUUGACGACAACCUCCUCGUAAGCACUUCCAGAGUAAGACUGUUCUACGUUUGAGAGAAGGCUAGGGCGGGGUGUGGACCUGGCUUAGUUUCCCCACCCCCACCCCAAAAUACCUCCAAGCAAACUGCUUCCUGGUGCCGAAUCCUCAACCCACCCGAACUGAGUUCCAGUGGAAGACUCUCGCCCUUCUCUUCCUUUAGACGGUGGCAGCUCAGUUGUGAAGUUGUGAACAUGGCCAGUCCUCUCCAUUUUCCUCCUCCUGGCAGGAUGAGGCCGAGCCACAAGACACGAGUCAACCUCUGCUCCGAAAAGGAGGGGGUGAGGGGGAGGGGAUGAUGGUGCUGUUGGAGACCCACGUGCCCCCCUCCCAAAAGGGCAUGAAGAAUCAAGACUGUAAAUUAGUGCUGUUGGUUUCUUA
Messenger RNA from Pogona vitticeps (central bearded dragon), 879 nucleotides. It is a transcript of the gene PDE6D, whose product is annotated as phosphodiesterase 6D. The record is from RefSeq and is a predicted model, not a curated record. Gene Ontology annotation, biological process: sensory perception of light stimulus. Gene Ontology annotation, cellular component: cytoplasm. Lineage: Eukaryota; Metazoa; Chordata; Lepidosauria; Squamata; Agamidae.